Messenger RNA from Zeugodacus cucurbitae (melon fly), 2181 nucleotides. Its product is annotated as thrombospondin type-1 domain-containing protein 4. Gene Ontology annotation, molecular function: metalloendopeptidase activity. Gene Ontology annotation, cellular component: extracellular matrix. Lineage: Eukaryota; Metazoa; Arthropoda; Insecta; Diptera; Tephritidae. The record is from RefSeq and is a predicted model, not a curated record. The coding region runs from base 210 to 2021 and encodes 603 amino acids. Gene Ontology annotation, biological process: extracellular matrix organization. The transcript has 7 exons.
CCAACUCAUUCGCUGAUGUUUUGUCAACCGCUCAACAACGUGUUGUUAGCCAGUGUUCGGUGUGUGUUCCGGUAAACUGUUUGACGGUAUUUAGCGAAAUUACUUAAUUUUAUAAGGAUAAGUUUAAAGAGCAAAAAUAUAUUCGAGACUUAAUAAGGAAAAAAAGUGUUGGAAACGUAAUAUGAUAAUUUAAAUACAACAACUUCGAAAUGUGGAAAUUCUUGGCAGUUGUUUUAGUUUUAAACUUGGCGGUUCAUGAAAGUGGUGCCAUACGCCCGGCCACCACCAGCGACGCACAAACAAAAUGUGGUUCAGUGUUGUGUGAGAUGGUCUCUGAGGUGUUCAGCAAAGCCAAGUUGAGUUAUGGUUACAAUUAUGUGCACACAAUACCAGCGGGAGCGAUGAAUUUAACGAUCAAACAGCUGGCACGAAGUGAUAAUUUACUGGCACUCAAAACUACCGACGAUAUGUUCCUGAUUAACGGUAACAAUCGUGCUUCGGAUAGUGGCAUAUUCGAGUAUAAUGAUGACAGCUAUGAUUACAAUCGCGAAUUGAGCAUAAUCACUUCGAAGGGACCAAUAAGCAAAUCAGUUGUUCUACUGCUCUUUGUGCGCGGUCACAAUACCGGCGUCAAAUAUGACUAUACGCUUCCCGUACCGUCGGCUUCGAUAACCGAGGACGAGGAGUUGCAGUCACAGUGGAACGAGGUGGGUCAGCCGCUGGACGACUUGGAAGAAAACAACAUCGAUGGCUCAGUUUCGGCGCAGAUCGCACGCGCACGCGAACGCAAACGUCGCAAGUUCUCAUGGAAGCUGCUUGGCUUCGGUGAAUGUAAUCGCUCUUGUGGACCCGGUGUACAACCACCUAUUUUCCGUUGCAUACGCGAUUCACCGACGCGUUACUACUCACCUAAGCGCUGCGCCUUCGUCGAGAAGCCAGUCUUCAGUGAGGAUAUCUAUCAUUGCAAUCGGGGACUGUGCGCCGCGUAUUGGCGUGCUGGUGAAUACGGGGAAUGUAAGUGUGCUGACGGUGAGGCCGAGGGCGUACGUUCACGUUACGUGAAUUGCGUGCAGGAGCAAAACAAUGGCAAGGUGGAGGUAGUCUCCGAAGAUUUGUGUGAGCAGGAGAAGUUGCCACAGUUGAAUGAGACCUGUAAUUGCCCGAAACUUAAUCGGCGUAAGAUCUACGCACGCGGACCCGACAAGACACCACGUGUCUUCUCGCGCUUGCUAGGCGCGCCGACUAUGGUGCGCAGCAUUUACAACUCAACCACGCCAUUGCGGCGUCAUCUGCGCGACGAUCGUGUGGACAAAGCGGGCGUGUGGCUGAUGUCGGGCUGGAAUCAAGAGUGUUCGACCGAUUGCGGUGCAGGUUUUGAGCAUCGCUCGAUCUACUGCGAUCGCACGCCACCCUAUACCGAUCUGUGUGAUUUACGUUUCACGCCAGAGCAGAAACGUAUCUGUAGUGGGAGCCAACAAGCUGCCGCAUGCCAGUAUGGCACAUGGUUCGCUUCCGAAUGGAGUAAUUGCACCGGUGAUUGCUUUAAUCUGCAACGCAAGCGUGCUGUGCUUUGCCUGCGAGAUGGUGUGGCGGUGGAUGAGUCGGAAUGCGAUCUGCUAUUGCGACCGCGUGCUGUUAUGAAUUGUACACACAAGGAGGUGACGUUCUGCGGACCCAAGUGGCAUUACUCCGAGUGGUCGGAGUGUUCCCGCUCUUGUGGUGAAGGUGUUCAACGACGUUAUGCCAAAUGUCUGGAGUUUGAUUGGAAACAAAAAGCAAUGGUCGAAUCGAGCAAUUGUAAAUAUUUGGAACGUGAGCCGGUCUAUGGAACGUGUAAUGUGCAGAAGUGUGAAGAACUCAACACACUGUUCGAUGUGGAGCGUGAUACUUUGAAGCCAGUUGAUCCACCUGUCAAUUGCAAAGAUGAUGUGAGUAAUUGUCAGCGAAUAAAUCGACAACGAUUGUGCAAAUUGCACUACUACAAAACUUACUGCUGUGCAACAUGCAGCGGAUUUGCUUAGUAAAUGCGUGCGCCAACAACAAGUAGUGGAAAUGUGUGGCAGUAGAGGAGUACAGACGAGAAAGUUUUGCCACAACAGCUGCGGAGAAGCACAACGCAUUUAAUUGUAUUUAAAUUAUUUGCUUCAACGACAAUAACUAUAACUCUAACUGUAACAAUAA